This is a messenger RNA of Cheilinus undulatus (humphead wrasse), 1220 nucleotides long. RefSeq names its product neuropeptide VF precursor (gene npvf). Lineage: Eukaryota; Metazoa; Chordata; Actinopteri; Labriformes; Labridae. The transcript is spliced from 3 exons. Gene Ontology annotation, molecular function: signaling receptor binding. Gene Ontology annotation, biological process: negative regulation of gonadotropin secretion; neuropeptide signaling pathway. Bases 621 to 1220 code for a protein of 199 amino acids. The record is from RefSeq and is a predicted model, not a curated record.
AUUAGCUCCAAAGUAGCUUGAUAUUAAGCACUGUGUUUUAUAUGUUAUAUAUGUUUUCUCUGUUUUUGAACAAAAAAAAGGGUGGUAAAAAUAAUUCAAUUCAGCAAAUAAUCUGUGGCUUAGAGACGAAUAAGAGCCAAAUAACAAGUGUCUUUGUAUUCCAGGUCUUCAAGAACAGCAUGCGUUUUUUUUUUGUUUUUUUUUUUAACGCCUCAGUUCAUAAAAGCAUCUUCUUCCUUAUGCAAGAAAUUCUCCUCCUAAUUGACUUUGCUAGCCUGGAUGUAAUUAGUUUCCUUUACAGUAAAGAGAAAAAAACACCCUCACACCUCUAUAUCUCAGCAUGAUUCAGGUCACUCUUUCUUUGGUGUCCUUUUGUCUGACUAAAAUAUGCCAACAGCUUCAUUCAGCUGCCUCAUUAGGACAUACAUGCCAUUUCUUAUAUAUUCUUCCUAGCUGCUGAUAAUUGACACAGAAAUUCACUCAGUUGAAGCGAGGCUGUGGAUGAAGAUGUGUGACGUACGUUUUCAGGGGUCUUUAAGAACUGGAGACAGAGUGGUCCACUGGAAAUAAAGGUAUGAGUCCUGCUUCUGUUGUCACAGGAGGAGUUUCAGGGUUUUAAGAUGUCUAUCGCAGUGUUUCUGUCAGCACUGUUGAUACUGGGCGGGCUGGAAGGGGUGACUGCAUCUGACCUGCAGUUUUAUGGGAAAUCAGUCCCCAGGGAUAAAACUUUGCUGGGCAGUGAAGAUGGGAGACACACUGUGAGGAGACAAACGCAGCAACAGACCAAGAGCAUACCCCGCAGAAGUUUGGAUCUUGAGAGCUUCAAAUUCGAUCCGACCCCAACCAGUAAAAUCAGUCUCCCCAUCAUGAUCAGGCUGUAUCCGCCCACUGUCCAGCCCCUCACCAAGUAUAUCAAAAUGCCCCCGCGCUUUGGGAGGCAGAGCAACAACGAUGACGACACGACCCCAAACUCCACCCCCAACAUGCCGCAGAGGUUUGGAAGAGCCUGGGAAUUGAUUCAAAUGUGUCCUGGGUGCCCCCGUGUCCGAGGGGCAGUGAACGCAGCGCUACCUCAGCGGUUUGGGAGGAACAUUUUGUCCUGGAGACUCCUCAGGACUCUGGUCAGUGAUCACACCCUAAAAAAGGACGUGCACUGGACUGAAGAUUUUGACCUCACAGAGAACUCAGAGGAGAUGGAGACAGAACACAUCAAAGGAUGA